This is a messenger RNA of Aspergillus ibericus CBS 121593, 1511 nucleotides long. Its product is annotated as UDP-galactose transporter HUT1. The transcript is spliced from 2 exons. The coding region runs from base 172 to 1446 and encodes 424 amino acids. Gene Ontology annotation, biological process: UDP-galactose transmembrane transport. Gene Ontology annotation, molecular function: UDP-galactose transmembrane transporter activity; UDP-glucose transmembrane transporter activity. Lineage: Eukaryota; Fungi; Ascomycota; Eurotiomycetes; Eurotiales; Aspergillaceae. Gene Ontology annotation, cellular component: Golgi membrane; endoplasmic reticulum membrane. The record is from RefSeq and is a predicted model, not a curated record.
AUCCUCUCCUGCACAAUUUAAAGCGCCGGCUCCCUCGAGCUUCCGUUUCGGAGUUUACUGUCCUUUCUACUUUGAUUUGUGUGCCUGACUUUGGUCAUCGUGACUUGAUCGUUUUGUCCUUCCUUUCUUACCUAUUGGCACCCUCUAUACGCUCAGCGCCCUUCUGUGAUCAUGGCGCGCCAGAAACAAGCCGCGCCUUUGCAACGGGCCACAUCCUCGGAGCUGAUGCAUGUGCCGCCGGAGUCGCAGUCGCCAGACAAAAAGAAAGCUUCGGUCGCGAAUGGAAGUGCGUCUGGAAAGAAUGCGGCGCAUGAUGCUGCGCAGGAGGCUCCGGGCUUGAUGCAGCUUGCCAUUUGUGUCUUGGGCAUUUAUGCCGCGUUCCUUUCCUGGGGCGUUCUUCAAGAAGCCAUCACGACGGUGUCGUAUCCUGUCCACCUCCCUACUGCCGAAGGCCCCGAACCCCCGACGGAGCGCUUCACCUACUCGAUCGUCCUGAACACCAUCCAGUCCACCUUCGCUGCCAUCACCGGCUUCCUGUACCUGUUUUUCUCGACUCCGUCCGGCCAGAAAAUCCCCUCCAUCUUCCCUACACGCCGGAUCCUCUUCCCUCUGCUCUUGGUCAGCAUCUCCUCGUCGCUCGCGUCGCCUUUCGGAUAUGCCAGUCUGGCGCAUAUUGAUUACCUCACCUUCAUCCUUGCCAAGUCGUGCAAGCUGUUGCCCGUGAUGUUCCUGCACCUGACCAUCUUCCGGAAGAGAUAUCCCUUGUACAAGUACGGAGUCGUCCUCCUGGUCACACUCGGAGUCGCCACUUUUACCCUGCACCACCCCGGAACCAGCAAGAAGGUCGCCGCAUCAGCGGCAAAGGGUUCGGGCUCGAGCACCUGGGGCAUCUUCCUCCUUUCCAUCAAUCUGCUCCUCGACGGCCUCACCAACACCACCCAGGACCACGUCUUCAGCUCUCCGCAGCUGUACACUCGCUUCACCGGGCCGCAGAUGAUGGUGGCCCAGAAUGUUCUCUCAACGUUCCUGACGAGCAGCUAUCUGUUGAUCAUGCCCCAUCUGUCGUCCACCGGCAUUCUGCACAACCUCCUCCCCUUCCCUAUUCCUCCUUCCACCGAGACCGAGCUGAACUCCGCCAUCAGCUUCCUGUCCCGCCACCCCGAGGCCCUGAAGAACGUGCUCGGAUUCGCCGCGUGCGGUGCCAUCGGCCAGCUCUUCAUCUUCUACACGCUGUCUCGCUUCUCGUCCUUGCUCCUGGUGACUGUGACGGUGACCCGCAAGAUGUUGACCAUGCUUCUGAGUGUGUUCUGGUUCGGCCACGCGCUCUCCGCCGGACAGUGGCUAGGCGUGGGUCUCGUUUUCGGAGGCAUUGGCGCCGAGGCCAUCGUGCAACGACAGGAGAAGAAGGCCAAGGAGCGAGCCAAGGCUGCACAAAAGCAGGAAUAGAGCUACCCCUUAACCUGAUUGUAUUACUUCUGAAUAUGUACAUACUUUAUUAGACUUGAUCAUAG